Molecule: messenger RNA, 654 nt
Organism: Leptomonas pyrrhocoris
Lineage: Eukaryota; Euglenozoa; Kinetoplastea; Trypanosomatida; Trypanosomatidae
Exons: 1
Coding region: 1-654 (217 amino acids)
Source: RefSeq, a predicted model, not a curated record
AUGGUGUCCGACCACUGCGCCGGGUCCACGACCGCGAGUUGUACCCAUUUUGUUAAAUUGUUGAACGCGUCGAUCACGGCGGGAGCGCGUGCCGCCUCGUUGCGGAGAAGAAAUCUUCUGCAACUGCUUCUCAAUUUCCCAAGGGUUCAUACCCUCGAACCAGGGGCGCCACGUGCUGACGUCCAUGGGGUCAAAUCCCUGCCGACCGCUGGCGACGCUGGCCUCCUCAUCGUCCAAGAACCGUAUGCGCGAUUUCUGUGCCGGAUACCCGUGCUCUCCCAAACCCUCAUCCAAGAGUUGUGCGCGCAGCAGGCGAGCAUGGCGCAGCAUCAGGGGACUCUGGAAUUCAAGUCGACAUCCUAUGCGGACACAACUGCCCGAAAUACCGAUGAGCUACGCACUUUUCGAGACGCUCUCUUGAAGCUGCAGGCUAAACCUACCUCCUUCCCCCCACCCAUGGAGCAUGCGUGGGAGGCACCGCGGGAUCUGAGCCAAUCCGCCGCCCAAACGUGUAAUUUCCUCCAUCAAGUGAGCGGUCAUCUCACCGCCGCCCUCAGCCCCUCCGGCUGUCACCUUCGUGGACAAGUCGCGAAGAACCCCUUCCAGGUUCUUUGCCUGCGUGUUCGCGGCCUCGAGCGCAUCGACACGCGCUAA